CUUGACACAUCCCUCCAGGUAGUACAACAGACCACACCUACCCUAGUGAUUGCUCUGAGGCUGCACGGGACACGAGUAAUGACCUUGAAAUAGAGAGAAAAGGACUGUGGUUAUGGAUAUACUCAAGAUGGCGUCUAACUAUGGCAACACUCCCAUGCCUAAUAACCUACCACCGAGCUAUGAGGAGGUUAUGAAUACCGCGCCUACACACGUGCCAAACGCCUCUAACCCACCCUAUGCAGCCACACACUACCCAACAGCACCCACAGCUCCCUAUCCAUCAGCUACACCUUACUCUCAUCCAAUCUCUACUACCUGCAAACCUGUCCCCACUGCUCCCUAUCCCACUGCCCCCUAUCCCAUUGCCCCUUACCCCGUCUCGCCCUUCUUCCCCGUACCCGCAACGCUUCAGGGAAGCUCGACAGUUACUUCGGCACAGAUAUCAACACCCGCCCCGACAGUAGUGGUCCAGCAGCCACGGCAGCAGGACGGCACCUCUCCCUGCACUCGCUGCGUCUUGGUACUCGUGGGAGGGAUUAUCAUCUCUGUAGUAAUGUACCUCAUCAAAGUGCUGAUAUUCUCUUCUGUCUAGCAGCGCGUACGUGUGUGUGUGUGUGUGUGUGUGUGUAUAUAAUGUGUGCUGUUAUAUCUUACAGUUCUUGGCCAGCCUGAUUUUCGCUUACUCAUUCAUUCAUUCAUUCAUUCAUUCAUCAUCAUCAGUUCCAUAGAUUUAUAAGGAACACACCGCACCUCAUCCCUUCACGCGAUCAGUGAGGUUAAACAACGGUGCCUGUGGUUGGUAGUUAGAUGGUGACUGCUAUGAGUACCUGGUUUGUUCUAUUAUGGUUGUUACUUAAUGGUGUGUGUGUGUGUGUGUGUGUGUGUGUGUGUGUGUGUGUGUGUGUGUGUGUGUGUGUGUGUGUGUGUGUGUGUACCGGGUGCUUCCCACAAACUAUUCAUGAGUGAAGUGUGUGUUCCAUAACAUUAUUUUUCAUUAUAUCCAUUGUAUUUUUAUAUAUCGUAAUUACUAUAUGUGUACUCUUAUGCUGCUGUGAAUAAAUAAUAAAAGGCGUAAUAUACACAUUAA
Portunus trituberculatus (swimming crab) is the source of this 1087-nucleotide messenger RNA. RefSeq names its product gamete and mating-type specific protein A-like. NCBI's taxonomy places the organism in Eukaryota, Metazoa, Arthropoda, Malacostraca, Decapoda, Portunidae. The transcript is spliced from 3 exons. The record is from RefSeq and is a predicted model, not a curated record. The coding region runs from base 113 to 592 and encodes 159 amino acids.